Molecule: messenger RNA, 567 nt
Organism: Naegleria lovaniensis
Lineage: Eukaryota; Heterolobosea; Eutetramitea; Acrasida; Naegleriidae
Exons: 1
Coding region: 1-567 (188 amino acids)
Source: RefSeq, a predicted model, not a curated record
AUGGGACAUGUGACAUCGAUUCAUUCUUCUCAUCCUUCUCUUGUAGAUGUUGAAACAAAGAACCAUCAAGAGAGGGAUGCACGAAUGAAGAAUUCCAUUUCAUCGUUCAAUUCCUCGUCAUCUUCAUCCAAUGGAUCAUCACAACAAUGUGUCAUUUCUGUUAAUUCCCAAUUUUUGAAUGAAAUGGAACAUGUGCAAUUGACAAAAUAUAUCAUGAAUUUAGAGUUUGAAAACCCCAAGUUGUGGAAACAAUAUGUUGUGCAGUAUUAUUUAACUACUCGUUUUCAAUUUCCUAAAAAGGAUUUGACAAUGAGGAAGCGUUCAUCAACGUGGUCAAAUAAUGAGAAAGAACAAAGCUCGACGUUGAAGAAUGAACACAAUUUACAUCCUGUAAAGUAUCGACAUGGUGCUGUAUUAUCCGAGUCAGAUGUCAACCUAUCAAACUUAUCCAUCCAAUAUUCGAGAAUGAUCCUCCUUCUACAGUCGACCAUUCACACUCCUUCUCCAAACUAUUCAAAAAGAGCCCUCCAAACCAAUCUUCUCAAACAAAAUCAGAACCCACCUUAA